AUGCAGCUCUUCAGCCUGCACCGGAAAUCAAUUUACGUCCUCUACCAAAACCACCUUUGCUCCUUUUCAACGCUUGCAAUCGCCUUAGUGGUUCUCCUAUCUCUGGUUCUUCCCUACUGUGUCAUAUCGUUCAUCAAUCCGGGAACACUAUGGGAUCGCUAUCGGCUAGUGCACGAACAACCCAAAGUACGCUUCAGCUACCAAUAUCUCUUUUUAGCGGAAAUGGUGGAUGGCCCAGGCGAAGUCAAUCACCAGCCGAUCACAUGCAGCUCGUUCGAGUCGUACAACAUUCUAACCGAACGGUACCAGGAAUGCAAUGCAGUCAAGGCAACGGCGGACGACACCAACAUGGAUGGUAAAAUAGAUAAGCUGAGUGCAUCCGUUACGGUCAGUUUGGCUGAUGACUCAAUGGGACUGGCGUUCUAUACGUUCUAUUUCUUUUUGGAUGCAGAAGUAGAGAGCAACUGCCACUUUUCUAUUCCUGCCCUGGUUUCUCUCAGCAAACAAAUCCCCCCAAUGCAACCCUUCAAGUCCGGCACCAUUUCGCAUCUUGGCCACCUCCGAGCAAGUCAAUCCGCUUCGCUGCAGUGUCCCUUCUUUAUGCGGAACAUCAAAACACAUUUCAACCAUAACUUCCAUCCGAAUGAGAACUUCACCACCGUCGAUCAGUUUUUCCCAGAGUCCAUCUUGCAUAAAAUUGAAUUGUCGAACGCCGCUUUCUUUGAAUUCGAGCAAACACGCACCCAGUGGAGUCGGGACGGAAGUGGCGUCAUCACAAUAAGAGUUGAACUGAUGAUCGGCGGGGAAGAUAGCCAAAAGACUGCUUUGAUGUAUAAUGCUUCCCUGUGGCAAAAGGUGGCCCAAUUUUGGGUUCAGUACUGUUCGGUGCUGGUUGUGUUCCUGUGGAUGGCGGAUAAGCUGAAAGAUUGGCUGUUCGAUGGUUACUGGAUUCGGGCGAUGAUGGUUACUCCAUGGAAGAACAAAAUAGCGUAGGCUUUCGGCAUGUAAUAAAGGAAAUACUUGUUUAUGAAUAAA
Molecule: messenger RNA, 1035 nt
Organism: Armigeres subalbatus
Lineage: Eukaryota; Metazoa; Arthropoda; Insecta; Diptera; Culicidae
Product: transmembrane protein 231
Exons: 3
Coding region: 1-993 (330 amino acids)
Biological process (GO): cilium assembly; regulation of protein localization
Cellular component (GO): ciliary transition zone; ciliary membrane
Source: RefSeq, a predicted model, not a curated record